GCCUAAUCUGUGCAGGACAGCGAUGGAGACCAGGGUGUGCACUGUGGCUCUGCUCAUUUAUCUGACAUUAGGAUGGACGGAUGCUCAGGGUCCCACUAACGGCACUGACUUGAGGCCCAUGUUCCCCUGCGGCGGUCACCUGGUCACAGACUCCGGCAUCGUGGCCAGCGAAGGAUUCCCCAGCUACUACAAACCAAACACUAAAUGCAUCUGGUACAUCACUGUCCCGGAGGGUCAUGUGGUCAUGUUGUCCUUCCGUCUCUUUGACCUGGAGGCCGACCCCACCUGUCGCUACGACUACCUGGACGUCUUCAACGGCCACUCGCGCUCCGUGCAGAAGCUGGGACGUUUCUGCGGGACGUUCAGGCCGGGCGCGCUCAUCUCCACCUCCAACACCAUGAUGCUGGAGAUGGUGUCGGACGAGGCUGACGGAGGCCGAGGCUUCCUAGCUUCCUUCAACGCAGGGAAGCCCCACAUGGAAGAGGACCAGUUCUGUGGAGGCCGGCUGACCAAAGCGCAGGGCUCCGUCAACACGCCCAACUGGCCCGACUCUAAUUACCCAGCAGGCAUCAGCUGCUCCUGGCACAUCUCCGUAGAGCCAAGCAACGUGAUUGAAGUCAAGUUUGAGAAGCUGGAUUUGGAGCCCGAUGCAUACUGUCGUUACGACUAUGUGGCAUUGUUUAACGGGGGGGAGACUGAUGACUCCAGGAGGAUUGGGAAGUUCUGUGGAGACAGAGCACCAGGAACUAUAGUGACAAAUGGCAACGAGCUCCUUCUCCAGUUUGUGUCGGAUCUCAGUGUGACCUCAGAUGGAUUCAAGGCGCACUACUCCAGCGUGCCGCAAGGGUCGCGGACACCCACCGCUGGAGGGGAUUUUAUCUUCAGUCCCCAAAUCACCUCAACGCCGCGGCCUGCAGCCAGGAGGCCGAUCAGACCAACGCCUAAACCCACCUCCAAACCAGCCAAACCAACUUUUAAACCAGCUAAACCAACUUUUAAACCAGCUAAACCAACCUCCAAACCAGCCAAACCAAUGUUCAAACCAGCCAAACCAACAUUCAAACCAACAAAACCAAUGUUUAAACCAGCCAAACCAACAUCCAAACCAAUCAAACCAGUGUUCAAACCAGCCAAACCAACUUCCAAACCAGCCAAACCAAUGUUCAAACCAAUCAAACCAGUGUUCAAACCAGCCAAACCAACUUCCAAACCAGCCAAACCAAUGUUCAAACCAGCCAAACCAACUUCCAAACCGACACAUAAACUAACUUCCAAACCAACACCUACACCAACUUCCAAAACAACACCUAAACCAACUUAUAAACCAACACCUAAACCAACUUUGAAACCAACACCUAAACCAACUCCCAAACCAAUUUUGAAACCAACCACUAAACCGAGUAAACCAACUCCCAAACCCCCCCAGAGACCUAGAUUUGGCCUCAUUCCUAAACCCACCCUCAAACCAGCCAGAAACCCGUCGAGAACUCCGCUUGUAAAGAAGCCUCCACUUCUCAAACCUACGCCCAAGCCUUCAAGCAAGCUCACGCCUAAACCCAAGCCAACCAAACCCACACCUAAGCCGCCCGUGAAAAAGCCUAUAAUUAAACUUGUAGCUAAACCUACACCCAAACCCAGGAUUAUUAAGCCAACACUCAAACCGAUCAUCAGAGCUAAACCCACACCUAAUCCUGCAGUGAAAACAAAGCCCACCAUGAAACCAAUCAGACCAAUCAUCAAACCAAUGAGGCCGACCCAAAAGAGUGCAGUUAAACCAUCACCUAAACCGUCAGGACCAAGCAAGACGGUGACGAAGAAGCCUGCUGUCGUCAAGAAACCGUUGCCACUGAACCCACAGUGUACACAGCCCUGUAAGAGGGCAGGAACCCUCCACACCAGCUUCUGCCCUCAUGACUUUGUGAUUACGGGUAAGAUAACGGACCUGAGCACUGGUCUGAGGGGCUCAGCGGUAGUGGAGGUGUCCCUGAUCAGGGCCUACAAGACAGGACGCCUAAACAUAUCCAAAUCAGGACCCCUCAAGUCGGUCACGCUGACCUCCACCUGCAAGAGAUGUCCUGCGGUCAUCAAAGGUCGGAACUAUGUGCUGAUGGGAAAAAUCGACACCCUGGGCCACGGCCACCUGAGCCCCUCCAGCUUCACCCUCCUGUAUAAACCCAUUCACGCCAAAGCACUGGACGUCCUCUCACGUAAAUCCUGCUGACGUCACGGCCUCAUCCACCAACCACACUGACAGCCCUGAAAAUAAUAAUGGAACCGUAUAGAGUGGAAAUAUUUCUCAGCGAUAUCCAGUAAUGUUUUUACAUAAUAAAAGACGGUCGCCAAAUGCUGUCACUUUUUACAUACUCAGCAUUAAUGAUGUCAUUUUUGUAUUUUGUAUAUAAAUUAUAUUAUAUAACUAAGAAGUAUUUCGCUGUUCAAAUAUGCAUAAUAAACACAGUUGU
Molecule: messenger RNA, 2462 nt
Organism: Cololabis saira (Pacific saury)
Lineage: Eukaryota; Metazoa; Chordata; Actinopteri; Beloniformes; Belonidae
Product: procollagen C-endopeptidase enhancer 2-like
Exons: 9
Coding region: 23-2221 (732 amino acids)
Molecular function (GO): protein binding
Source: RefSeq, a predicted model, not a curated record